AUGUCAAAUUUGCACCACAAUAGAUUUAUUCGUUAUCGUUUCUUAUUAUCACAACUGCAUGCUUAUUCUUAUCGAAUUUAUGAUGAUCAACUUCAAAGUGUUAGCUGCACAGUUCUGUCAUAUUCACCACGAAAAUCGUCAUGCAAAUGUGAACGAAAUCAUCAGUUAUUAUCAGCACUGAGUACGUAUUAUCUUAUCAACGAACAUCACAAAAAGAAUUACGCAUACUAUCCAGAAUUAAACGAAGUACAACUUAAUACCAUUUACAACAUUCACAAUAAAUUUAAAUACACAGUAUGUACGACCACAUCACUUAGUCAAUCAUUAGAGGGACGAGCAACGAGAACUACAACUACGGAGUCCAGUCAUGAAUCAUGUGUACGUAAAUAACCCGAAAAUGAUUAAAAAA
Molecule: messenger RNA, 409 nt
Organism: Amoebophrya sp. A25
Lineage: Eukaryota; Dinophyceae; Syndiniales; Amoebophryaceae
Source: the annotation of a GenBank genome assembly